Eruca vesicaria subsp. sativa (arugula) is the source of this 1682-nucleotide messenger RNA. The record is from the annotation of a GenBank genome assembly. NCBI's taxonomy places the organism in Eukaryota, Viridiplantae, Streptophyta, Magnoliopsida, Brassicales, Brassicaceae.
AAAAAUCUCUAGUGCGCAUCAGAAAGAAACUUCCAAUGGAUCCUCCUCUCUCAAAUCCCAACGUCGAAGAAGAACAACAACCCCAACCACAAGCUCCAAUCUCUCUCCCCGAAGUCCUUAUCGAAGCCCCUCUUCCCUCCGAACUCACCAAUUCAUCCCCCGCCGCAAUCGAAGAACCAAACAACCCCGAUUCAGAAAAACCAGAUCACAACCCACCCGGAUCCGACUUAAAACUCGAAUCCGACUCAGACGCCCCAACCGCCUCCUCCUCCGACAACCCUAAAUCCCCCAAAUCAGAAUCCGCCCCCGUCCAAAACGGCACCGUAUUAGAAGAAGACGAAGAUGACGAAGAAGAAGAAGACGAAGACGACGACGAAGAAGAAGAACCACCAACCAAGAAACAAAAACACCUCAAUUCCCUCACCGUCAAGGACGAGAACCAGCCACCACCACCACCACCACCAUCACCACCACAACCAUCAACAACAACAACUCCCCCGAUCGUAACCGCCGCCACAACAACAACAACCAAAAAAUCCAAAUCCAAGAAGAAGAACAACAACGUAUGGGUCACAAAGAGCACACGCAAAGGCAAAAAGAAGACCAAAAACAACAACACACCAAACUCAGCAUCCGUCGACGACAAAAUCCUCAUCACUCCCGUCCCCAGGUUCCCCGACAAGGGCGACGACACGCCUGAGUCCCUAAUCCGUCUCUCUCGAGUCUACAAGGCCGAGAAAGUGGAGGUGAGCGAGGACAGACUCACCGCGGGUAGUAGCAAAGGCUACAGGAUGGUGAGAGCCACGAGGGGUGUUGUGGAAGGGGCUUGGUAUUUUGAGAUUAGGGUUUUGAGUUUGGGCGAGACGGGGCAUACGAGGCUGGGUUGGUCUACUGAGAAAGGGGAUCUGCAGGCUCCGGUUGGGUAUGAUGGGAAUAGUUUUGGGUUUAGGGAUGUUGAUGGGUGUAAGAUACAUAAGGCUGUGAGAGGGGAGUAUGCUGAGGAAGGGUAUAAGGAAGGUGAUGUUAUUGGGUUUUAUAUUAAUUUGCCUGAUGGUGAGGCUUUUGCUCCUAAGGCUCCUCGUUAUGUGUGGUAUAAAGGGCAGAGAUAUGUUUGUGCUCCUGAUACUAAAGAGGAGCCUCCUAAAGUUGUGCCAGGUAGUGAAAUAUCGUUCUUCAAAAAUGGUGUAUGUCAGGGAGUUGCUUUCAAAGAUCUUUUUGGGGGUCGUUACUACCCUGCUGCUUCAAUGUACACUCUCCCUGACCAGCCAAAUUGUGUUGUGAGGUUCAAUUUUGGUCCUGAUUUCGAGUUUUAUCCUGAAGAUUUUGGUGACCGAGCAACCCCGAGACCCAUGUUAGAGGUUCCGUAUCAUGGAUUCAAUGGUAAACCUGAAGAUAAUGGUUCUGAUGAUAUGAAGAGUUAGGUAGAACAAGCAGGCGUGAUCUUAAUAUUUUUAACAUAGUUUUUAAAAUCUAGUCAUUGGUUCAGAUACGAUUUUACUAAGAGUAGCAAGUGAGCAAACGAGCAAAUGUGGUUGUACAUGUCUGCUUCUAUACGAUGGAAACUGGCAUUUUUCUUACUUUCAGAACUUGAUGUUGUUCUUUAUGGAUUAGCCAAUAUUUGUCAAAAGAAUUGAUUGUUCAUUUGUAUGUUUAAUUUUUCUUCAUAUGUAACUUUUUUGACA